This is a messenger RNA of Stylonychia lemnae, 2262 nucleotides long. The record is from the annotation of a GenBank genome assembly. Lineage: Eukaryota; Ciliophora; Spirotrichea; Sporadotrichida; Oxytrichidae.
AUGGAUCUGAGCAAUAGAGAAGGUUACAAUAGGCUGAAAUAGGCUAUAGAGGAUAGCUAUUAGACAGUAAAGAAGGUAAAAAGAGGAAUUAGCCUUGAAGACCAGCAGAAUUAUAUUAAUUCUGUCAACUAGCAAAGUCUGCCAAUCUUUGAAAAUUAGAGGCUAAGGCAUGACCUUAGCAGUUACCUUGAUCACUAAUUCAAUCCAAGUUCCCACCAUAUUAUAGUAUAAUACAAGCAAUUCAUCAUUGGUUCCAAAUCUGAAGAUUUUUAAUAAAAACAGUAGUUUACUAAUUAAUCAAACAAUAUCCCGUAAUUCCUCAAUGCUCUAAAAAUCUCAUAAUAGCAAUAAUACGAAAUGAAUCAAACAGAAAUAUAAAAUUAGAAGGAUCCAAAGUAAAUGCUUCAAGAGUUGAAGCAAAAAUUUGACUUUCCUGUAAACCCUGCAUUCUUCCACAGUUCAGUUGUAAAAUAGCCAAAGAAGUUAGUAUCUUUAGAAGAAUUCUGUCAAGAGAAAGGCAUUCAAUUGACAAAACAUCAGUCAGUUUAGUCUACUUUGACAAAGAUAAAGAAGGAGCACAACUUUUGGAAUGAGAGAUUUAAUUAGAUCAUCAAGGGUUACAGAGAUUCUGACUUCAACUAAAAUCUAGUUUAGUUUGUAACAGACUUCAACUAUUCAGAAAUGAGUUAGGCUGAAAUGGAACUGAUUUUCAGCAAGGAAAUGAGUAUGAACACUAUUGGCAGAAUUCUAAAGUAAAAUGUUCAGAAAUUUCUAGAUGCCAAUCGAGAUAAAAAGCUGACCAAAGAAAACGAAGAAAAGAAUGCUAAAAGUCCGACUAAAACUAAGAACAAUCAAAAUUCAUUCAAGUUAAGCUAUACUUUGCUGAGCAAUACACUGACAUAAAACAAUAAUUUUGAUCUCAAGAAGGUAGAGGAAUUGUAUAACAAUAGCUUUAGCAAGAAGAAGAGCAAGAUUAGGACAACUAUAGAAUAAAAAGAUUAGAAAGGAACUAGCAGUAAUAAUAAAUACAGUUUCAAAACAUAGUUGAAGAACCACAACAAUGGCCAUAAUAUAGAUGAAAUGGAGUCUUCAGAUGAUUAUUCAUCAGAAGAUUAUGAAAAGCUUAACGAACGAGAAAAUUAACUGAGAAAUAGGCAAUAAAGUAAGCAGAACGAUAACUAGUCUAGUUAUGCAUCACAAUAGCAGCAAUAAUAAUCUUUGCUGGAUUAGCAAUCUAAUGGCACAGCGAUUCCUGGGGCAUCCAAAUUUUUUACUACAACAAUGAAGAGAAGAUUUAGAUAGUGGCUUCAAGAUAAGAGAAGAAAGCAGUUGAUAGUUGAUGAGCAUAAUAGACAAAUAGAUACAAUGAGAGGAGAACUAAAUAAAAUGAUGGGCUAAAUAGAUAGGAUCGACUAAGAUGAAAGAAAGAGGAAAGCAAUGAGAGAAUAUAAAACCAUUACAGAUAAGAAAUAGAAACAAGAUGAUAUCGAUAAGGAAAUGCUUCGAAAGAAGUUCAAGAAAUUUUUCAAUAAAAGAAAUAUAUAGAUAGCUAGACUUAUAAAUACCACAGAUAGAGUAUAAUCGAAUCAUGAAGAAAUGAGCCUGAAGCUGCAAAAGAUGCUAGACAGGGUAGAAUUAGACAGACCACUAUUGUUCAAAGAAAAGAUUGAAACCAUUUGGAAUUAUAAUGAUGACUAGUCAGGUUCAAGUUCUGUAUCACCCAGAGCACCUCUAGAUAUAUCUACUAGACUGCAUAAAGACCCCUCUAAAUGUGCCAUCGAUCACAGUUAGGUACUUCUAAGGACUCAGCUGUCUGAGAGAUCUCUUGAGGGGUAAAAUUCUAAAGAUCUGAGAUUAUAGUUAGAACAAAAGAAACUAGAGCGAAUGAAAAUUAAUUCUUAGCAAAAGGAAAGCUAUAAGAAAAUCUUAAAUAAGAUGACUUCAAAUAGAAAACGAACCUCUUAAUCAGACAUUUAACCUGAGGAGAUCAGAAUAUUAGAGUUGAUUAAAAUUGUAAUUGAUGGAGGUUGGGUUAUUGAGUCUCUAGUCUUCGAGGAAAUUAUUGAAAUGUCCUGUAUCAAUUAAAUUAUCAAUCAGUAUAAAGAGCAAACAGAGAGAUAUUUAAAGGAUGAUGGAACCUAUCAAGAGGAAUGUGAGGUUGAUCCUAGAAUUCUCUCAAUAGUAAACACUGCAUAGAUGAUUGCUCAUAACCUAGGUAUGAAAGAAGUGAUAUAUUUAAUCCCAAUGCAUCAGAAGAAUUGA